Malania oleifera is the source of this 3022-nucleotide messenger RNA. Its product is annotated as EIN3-binding F-box protein 1-like. Gene Ontology annotation, molecular function: protein binding. Gene Ontology annotation, biological process: SCF-dependent proteasomal ubiquitin-dependent protein catabolic process. The record is from RefSeq and is a predicted model, not a curated record. The transcript is spliced from 2 exons. Gene Ontology annotation, cellular component: SCF ubiquitin ligase complex. Bases 285 to 2231 code for a protein of 648 amino acids. Lineage: Eukaryota; Viridiplantae; Streptophyta; Magnoliopsida; Santalales; Ximeniaceae.
GGCCCUGAUUCAUCUGACGACGACUCAUCCCCCUUAUAUACUCUUUCUCCAUUCUCCCCCACAGCGCCCUUCACCUCUGUUUCUUCCUCUUCUUUUUCUCCUUCCUCGUUCGUUUUCUUCCUUUUUGCCCUACUUGUUAGGGUUUCGGAUGCUCUGACGCCGGCUGUUUUUCUAAUGCAAUCGUCUCCUGAAGGCUUCUCUCUUUUUUGGGUCGUCGCUCUUUUGUUCAUACAUCUCUUCUUUUUUGCUCUCUCGGCGGGGGUUUCUUGUCAGAAACGGAAGCCAUGCCUACUCUCCUCAAUUACAGCGGCGAGGAUGACAUGUAUUCGGGGGGUUCAUAUUACUCAAAUUCCAUGGAUUCUAGCCUCCUGUUUUCUCUUGGUUCCCAUGUGGAUGUGUACUGCCCUCCCCGCAAACGGUCUCGCAUUAGCGCCCCAUUCGUCCUUAGGAAAAAUGAAAUUGAGGAGGACAAGAAGCCCUCCAUUGAGGUCCUUCCCGAUGAAUGCCUCUUUGAGAUCUUCAGACGCCUCAAUGGAGGAAAAGAGAGGAGCUCCUGUGCUUGUGUUUCCAAGCACUGGCUAAUGCUAAUGAGCAGCAUACGUAAGGGUGAAUUUUGCAACAAGGAGGCAUCUCAUCCCGUUCAAAAUGACGUUGAAAUGGUCACUGGUGAUGAAGAUCAGGACCUCGAAAAUGAUGGGCACCUUACGAGGUGCUUUGAAGGGAAGAAAGCCACUGAUUUGAGACUUGCUGCCACUGCAGUAGGAACCAGUGGACAUGGGGGACUCGGCAAGCUUUCCAUCCGGGGUAGCAACCCAACCCAUGGAGUCACUGAUCGUGGUCUCUCGGCAAUUGCCCGUGGUUGCCCUUCUCUGAGAGUUCUUUCUCUGUGGAACGUGUCUUCUGUUGGGGAUGAUGGUCUAAUUGAGAUAGCUAAUGGGUGCCCCAUGUUGGAGAAGCUUGACCUCUCUGAGUGUCCUUCAAUUUCCAAUAGGGGUUUAAGUGCAAUUGCUGAGAAGUGCCCUAACCUGACUACUUUGAAUAUUGAGUCGUGUUCUAAAAUUGGCAAUGAGAGUCUGCAAGCUGUUGGAAGGUUCUGCACCAAAUUACAAUCGGUCUCUAUCAAAGGCUGCCCUCUUGUAGGGGAUCAAGGGAUUGCAUGUCUGUUGUCUUCAGCCACUUCUGUUCUAACAAAGGUAAAGCUUCAGGCCUUGAACAUCACAGAUUUCUCUCUUGCUGUAGUUGGACACUAUGGCAGGGCUAUUAACAGUCUUGUUCUAAGUAGUCUCCAAAAUGUCAGUGAAAAAGGCUUUUGGGUUAUGGGUAAUGCUCAGGGUUUGCAGACACUCAUUUCUUUGACAAUUACAUCCUGUCGAGGAAUAACAGAUGUGAGUCUUGAAGCCAUGGGAAAGGGUUGCCCGAAUUUGAAGCAGAUGUGCCUUCGUAAGUGCUGCUUUGUGUCUGACAAUGGGCUGGUAGCCUUUUCCAAGGCUGCCAGAUUGCUUGAGAGCCUGCAGUUGGAGGAAUGCAACAGGGUCACCCAUACAGGGGUUGUUGGUGCCCUUUCAAACUGUGGAUCAAAGUUGAAGUCUCUUGCGCUAGUAAAGUGCAUGGGAAUUAAGGAUUUGACUCCGGGACUCCCUGUGCCCUCUCCUUGCAAAUCCCUCCGAACCUUGUCCAUCCGUAAUUGCUCAGGAUUCAGUAGUUCUAGCUUGGCUAUGGUAGGGAAGUUGUGCCCUCAGAUCCAGAAUAUAGAUCUGAGUGGGCUGUGUGGGAUUACAGAUGCUGGCCUUCUUCCACUUUUGGAGAGCUGUGAGGCUGGUCUUGCUAAGGUGAACCUUACUGGCUGCUUGAACUUAACAGACGAGGUGGUGCUGUCUAUUGCUAGGCUACAUGGUGGAACACUACAACUCCUUAAUCUUGAUGGCUGCAGGAAGAUAACUGAUGCUAGCUUGUCAGCAAUUGCAGGCAACUGCCCAUUACUCAACGAUCUUGAUGUGUCAAAGUGUGAAAUUACAGAUUCUGGUGUUGCCACUCUCUCUUGUGGAGAGCUGCUCAAUUUACAAAUUCUCUCUCUGUCCGGAUGUUCAAAAGUUUCAAACAGCAGCAUGCCUUUCCUGAGCAAACUGGGCCAGACCCUGAUUGGGUUGAAUCUCCAACACUGCAAUUCAAUCAGCAGCAGCACAAUAGAGCUGCUAGUGGAGAAUCUGUGGAGGUGUGAUAUCCUGUUCUAAUCCUGUUUGAAGAGAAAAUACUUGUUUUACAUAUUCAAACGGGUAGAUACCAACUAGGUCAAGAAACUCAACUACUUGGUUCAACUUGACAGAUUCCUGAAGCAUUUAGUUGCCAUGCCAUAUCACACGGUAGCAAUGGACCUGCUUAUAGCUCAGUGGCUUGGUUGUUUUCCGGGGAACUUUGGCAGAUCACUUUUCCAUCCCUCUCUUUUUUGGCAGGUUUCCUGAUCAAAGUGAAGCUUGUUGGACUUGUUUAGUCUCCCACUGAUGGGGGCUGCCUCUUUCGUCGCCAUUGUUCCCUGAGAAUACAGAAUACAGCUACUGUUGUGUUUUUGAGUAUCCAUUUCAAGGUGUGUUAGGUCCAUGUUAGGGUUUGCCAUAUGUUCUAUGCUUACGGUGUUUUAGCUUUGGCACACAUUCCUUUCAGGGUGUGCUUGGAGAAAGCUUUGUCUAUUUCCGUCUUAUCUAGUCUGUUUUCUGAGUCGCUUCGAGAUAGUUUUCCAUUAGUCGGGAAGGGUGUUUCAUGUGUAUGAAAUCCUUUCUGAUGUGGUGGGAGUCCUUUUUUUCGUAGUUCUUAUGCUUUGGUUGCUUUGGGCAGUUCUACAUGUAUGGGCUUUGGCAAAUGGCAGUAGCUGCUAGUCUGUACGCUUUGCCUUGACAACUUUGUUUUUGGUUUUUUUUUUUUUGUAACCUUUACCAAGCCCUAGUUUUGCAGGUGUCUCCUGUUUAUGAAUUGUACUCUGCGGCUACUUUCUUAUCCAGUAAUGUAUUUGUUGUUUGCUUCUGUGUUU